Messenger RNA from Guyanagaster necrorhizus, 360 nucleotides. RefSeq lists its product as uncharacterized. The transcript is spliced from 6 exons. The record is from RefSeq and is a predicted model, not a curated record. The coding region runs from base 1 to 360 and encodes 119 amino acids. NCBI's taxonomy places the organism in Eukaryota, Fungi, Basidiomycota, Agaricomycetes, Agaricales, Physalacriaceae.
AUGACCUCUGUACCAUCCUUUCUGACAAUCCGACUUCUGUAUAUUGGACCAGUCUUCUUUGGCAGCCUUUUCAAUUGGGCUUUAUUGGGAAUGUUAACUGCCCAAUUAUACAGUUUCUACAUCCAUUUCCCAGAAGAAGAGCACACACCUAUCAAGACUUUCAGUGCAUCUGCAAUAUACUUCUUGUACAUCCUAGACCUGGUGCAAACAGUUGAAUCAAUGCAUUAUUCAUAUUAUAUCCUAGUGUAUGGGUGGGGUGAUCUAUCAGUUCAAUAUGGACAUGCAGAGUUCUAUGUGAUGCUUGAGAUCUUCAACUUUGAGGAGUUGGAGGCCUAUCAUCUCGCUUUCAGGGGAUAUUGA